This is a messenger RNA of Myxocyprinus asiaticus (Chinese sucker), 2945 nucleotides long. RefSeq names its product tricarboxylate transport protein B, mitochondrial. The record is from RefSeq and is a predicted model, not a curated record. The transcript is spliced from 9 exons. The coding region runs from base 188 to 1141 and encodes 317 amino acids. Gene Ontology annotation, biological process: mitochondrial citrate transmembrane transport. NCBI's taxonomy places the organism in Eukaryota, Metazoa, Chordata, Actinopteri, Cypriniformes, Catostomidae.
AAUACAUUCAUGCUUUCUCUGACGGUGAGCAAGAAAACUUUGCGCUGUCAAAAGAUUACAGCUGCCCGAGUGAGAGAGCCUGUUACUUCACUUAUGAGCCCCGUUUACAUUAGACAUCGUACUUCAGCUGUGGAGGUGGUGUCGUCGGCUUGAGUUUAUCUGCAGACCCGGUUUAAAAACAAUCAAAAUGUCAGUGAACCCGAAAUUUGUGAAUCCUUUCCACAGACCGCACUGUUUAUCAGCCGCUGCGCCCGCGGGACAAGCCAAGCUCACACACCCGGGAAAAGCCAUUUUAGCUGGAGGGAUCGCUGGAGGUAUUGAAAUCUGCAUCACGUUCCCUACAGAGUAUGUGAAAACACAGCUACAGCUAGAUGAAAAGGCGAACCCCCCUCGAUAUAAAGGCAUUGUUGACUGUGUGAAGCAGACAGUGCACGGUCAUGGUGUGAAGGGUCUGUACAGGGGUCUGAGCUCUCUGCUCUAUGGAUCUAUUCCAAAAGCUGCCGUGAGGUUUGGCAUGUUUGAGUUCCUCAGUAAUAAGAUGAGGGAUGAGUCUGGUAAACUGGACAGCACACGGGGGUUAAUCUGUGGUCUGGGUGCAGGAGUGGCGGAGGCUGUUGUUGUGGUGUGUCCAAUGGAGACUGUAAAGGUGAAGUUUAUCCACGAUCAGACCUCAUCAAACCCAAAGUACAGAGGCUUUUUCCACGGCGUGAGAGAAAUAGUCAGAACACAAGGACUCAAAGGAACAUAUCAGGGCUUGACAGCGACAGUGCUGAAGCAGGGCUCAAACCAGGCCAUACGAUUCUAUGUAAUGACUGCUUUGAGAAACUGGUACAAAGGUGACAACCCCAAUAAGACUAUUAACCCCUUCAUAACUGGAACGUUCGGAGCAAUUGCUGGAGCUGCGAGUGUGUUUGGAAAUACACCACUUGAUGUGAUCAAAACUAGAAUGCAGGGGUUGGAGGCUCACAAAUAUAAGAGCACUGUUGACUGUGCCAUCAAGAUCAUGAAAUACGAGGGACCAGCAGCAUUCUACAAAGGCACCAUUCCCAGGUUAGGUCGCGUGUGUUUGGACGUGGCAAUAGUGUUCAUCAUCUAUGAGGAAGUGGUGAAAGUUCUUAACAAAGUGUGGAAGACUGACUAAUGGAGCUGUGAUACUGAGCAAAUAUGGUGAUGGGCGGAGUCAGGCCGUUGUGACAUCAUACUGAUGUGGGAACAUUUACACGGGGGCCAAAAUACCUGCGUACAGAUGAUGACAAGUAACCAAGUCACUGGAAUGUACUUAAUUUCCAUAGUAUAAUCAAGAUUUCCCCAACUAAUGUGAGAAAGAUGCUAAAUACUUGAAAAUUAGACUAAAGAUAAAUCGUAUUUUAACCCUAAAUCCAAUUAUAAUAAUAGAUAUUUUUAAAAUAGGAAAAUGUUGUAUUGAAACAUAUAAAGGUUGACUUUUGUUAGUAUUCUAGUUUUAACACUUUUAUGUUUUCUUAAGUGCAAUUUACCAGCGUACAUUACAUACAUUCUAAUUUUAUUUUAUUUUUGUUUUACGAAGGGCCUAAUUUGAACACCAUAAAACUUAAGACAGAGAAUCCUGUGCAUCUUAGAAAAGAUCUUUUGAAUGAAAAGGUUAAAUUAAAUUUAACCUUACUCAAACAAAUAAAAAAAUCACCAUAGCUUUUAAUUUUAAGAUACACAUGUGUUUUAUACCCUAUAGUGGUACAUAUUUUACAUGCACUUUUGCAUUAUAGAUUUGGUAAUUCAGGUUUCGUGAUUAUUUUAAGUGCCUAUAUUAAUAUACAUCCUAUUUGUUUUCUUCCUGUUUACAUGAUCAUGGCCAUAAAUUACUUACAAUAACCCCUAUUUGUAAGAUUUAUGCAUUUCAAUUUCAUAACAAAAUUCCAUCAAAUUAAAGUGCGCAAUCUUGAACCAAAUUCAACUAGUAAAACAUAUUAAUUUAAUUUCGUUAAAGAUUACGCAAUUCAAUUUGAUGGAAUUGUAUUUGAAAAUUGAAAUGCGUAAAUCUUAAAUCAGGACAGAUUUAACUACACCUCAAUAUCUGAAAUAAAUAGCACAAAACAUGCUGUGCAAAAACACUCAAACCUUUAAAAAAACUGAACAGUAUUUAGCGUCACCAAAGAGCCAGAUUACAGUAGAAAUAAUGUUUUCUUAUUUAACAUUAUUUGAAUGUAGUUUGUGAUGAUGAUGUAUUAUUUAACAGACUCUUAAAUGCUGAUCAUAUAUCAGCACAUGCCUUAAAUAUGUAUCAGUUUGGUUAUUUUUACAUUCCAUUGGUUGUGCUUUCCUACCUCAAAUCUUCUCAAAAAUCUGUAUAGACUAAAAAUAGAUCUGAUACUGUUAAGAUCACACUAAAGCUUUGAGGUCAAGUGGACACAAUUUUCUAGAGUAACACUGCAGACUGAGACGUAACAAAUGGCAUUUGAAAAAAGUGAAUGUUCACUUUUGUAAAUUAAAAUGAUUGUGUUUCACACCAGACCAGAGAACUAGAGUGACUAGGUUAAAAGUACCAUAUUCAGAGUAUGACUGUUUAUAUAACAUGUUUUGCCUUCUCAUCAUGUGUGAUUUGGGAGAAUUCAGUUUACACGCUUGAUUCUCAAUAAGAACAUUUGUGCCUGUAGUUCUUCACUGAUGUAAUUGAGGGUUUUUUUUCUCAUCAUGUUGCUGCCAAAUCUGAUAUAUUGUUUAUCUGCUUUUGUAAACAGAAUGGUAUCACUGAUCCAUGUUGUUGCAGGAAACAACAUCGGAAAUUAACAGGAUUUUAUUUUGUGUUUGUGUAAAAGAAAUCCAAGAGCAUUCCAAAUGUGUGACCUAAAAUAUGCAUUAAUUGCCGUGCUAACGAAAAAUUAAAAUCUGUGAACAAUUCUAAUGUUCAAGGAAACAAUGUGCCUUCAGUUGAUGUUCUCAUUUAGAAUAAAUUAUACUGAUUGGACAAA